CGGCGCGCCGCUCCACAACACGCUCACUCAGUGCCUCGCAGUGCCUUCCACACGACACUCGUGCCUUACUACCUCACGUAUCGACUCGCUCACUUCUCCACUAUCGCAACUUUUCCUUUUAAUCUCUCAUAACUAGCCUGUACUUUGUGUGCAUUGAAAGUACUUGUUCUCGUCGUGAGUUGUGAUUUCGCGCGAAAAGUUGUUUACAAACAGUGCGUGCCGCGUCCUGUCACUCGUGUAGUCGGCACGCCGGCUGCAAACUGUGUCAACUGUAGGUGUAGUGCAGUGGUAUGUGCUGUGUGAUCGAUGUCUGUUGAGGGGGCCAAGCGGAGCCCCCUGAGACCACGCUGGCUGUGGACACCGAGAUGGCGCGCUCGCCGCGGAGGAUAUCGGCGCACCGGCGCAGCCGCAGCCGCAGCCGCGAGCUGUCCCGGCUGAGGACCCAGCUCAAUGGAAAAGGUUCGAUCCAGCCGAAUGGUGAUUGGAUGACGAUCUCAUCGCGCUCCCCAGACAAGGAGCCGUCGCCACCAAAACAGAUCAACUUUGCGGAGCCCCUGGUCGAGUCGGUGCGAGUGUACCUCGCCAAUGAUCUACCAUCCAAGCAGCUAGCACUGGUACCGCGCGCGCCUUCGCCGCCACCGUCGCCAUCACCGCCUGCCACGCCGCCGCUCUGCGAUGUCGACAUAGCCUCGCACACCGCACACGAAGAAAUCAAAGGAAUCAAUUUCGAAGCGCGCCUGAAGCGGAAUGACCUAAACAACAACGCGUCGCGACAACAAACCGACCGGCGACAGAACGGUGACAUGCCCAGCCAAGCAGAGCUCAUGCAGCGACAACCGCUGCUGGCGCGCACCGUCAAGGCAGACGCGCCGCAGCCCACCACCGACGAGUCCGACCCCGACCAGGAUCACUCACCGCAGCGCACGCAUGCAGGGGAUUUCAUUGUAGAGAUUCCGCCCGGCGCCGUCAGGGAGGAGAGAUAUCCCAAAGAAAUAUGGAAAACGAUAAUAUCAUUCUUCUUCCUAUUUUUAUGCGUUUGUAUAAAUAUGAUGUCACUGUCUUUAGUACACGAACGACUGCCAGACAGAAACACAACGCCACCGCUCAACGACAUAAUUCUAGACAACGUCGCAGCUCGAGAUUGGGGGCUGGCCGUGUCCGAGUAUCUCAUCAUGAUAUCGACGACAGUAGCCAUGCUGGUGGUCGUCUUCCACAAGCAUCGGUUCAUCGUCGCCCGACGCCUGUUCUUUAUAAUCGGUCUAUUGUACCUGUACCGGUCGGUCACCAUGUUCGUGACCGUGCUACCGGUGUCCAGCACCACAUACUACUGCAGCCCCAAGAGUAAUAACACCACGCCACUACUAGUCAUCAAGAGAAUGUUCUACUUAAUAUCUGGCUUCGGUUUGUCAAUAAAUGGCAAGCACACGUACUGCGGCGACUACAUAUACUCAGGGCACACCAUGGUCCUAGUGCUAAGUUACCUCAUCGUAGCAGAGUACUCGCCGAAGAAGCUGUGGCCGAUGCACUGGGCCAUGUGGGGCUCGGCGCUGCUCGGCGUGUCGUUCGUCCUGCUGGCACACGGCCACUACACGGUGGAUGUGGUGAUAGCGUAUUACGUGACGACCAGGCUGUUUUGGACGUUCCAUUCCCUGUUAGUGACGCCUCACCGCAGCGGCAACGGCUACAACCACUACAUGAUCCAGCGGGAGUGGUGGUACUGGCUGUUCACGUACCUGGAGCGCAACGUGCGCGGGCCGGUGCCGCGCCGCUACGACUGGCCGCUGCCAUGGCCGCGCACCAAGCUCUUCAGCCGGCUCAGCUAGUGACGCGCGCGCGCGACGCUGCCGCCGCCGGAACGCGUAUGACGCUCACCUUUUGCGAGUGCCGUUUGAGGACCUGCAGCUCCUUGGGGCUGGUCCGCGUGCAGAUGGCCAGCGUUAGCGUAUAGUCGAACUGAUGCACGAUCAGAUUAAGAUAGACCGUCUCCUCCCAGUCGAUUUCUGGGUCUCCGAUGGGCAAUUUCUUGGAAUCCUUGCGGAACACCUCAACGUCGGUCUGCGAACAUAGCGGUCAGUGGUCAGCGGCAGGCGUCGGCGCCCUCGCCCGGGCGCACUCAUGUAUAUUCGGCUGUGCUUAAGAACGAUCGCGUGAACCAAGUUGUGCGAGCGCUGAGUGUGAAAUGUGAUAAUUCGCAAAGUGAGCAUAAUAUUUAUUUCCUCACGACUAUCGCAAACUGUUCUAUAGAAAGUGAUGAUUUCGUAACUGCUUUUAUUGUUGAAUAUAAUGUAAGAUUUGAUUUUAUUUGACAAAGAACAAUAAUCGAUCAAUUAUGUACUGUCGACUGUUGAUGGAAUUCUUGUUUUUGUAAAUUGUAUAGUUUAUAAGUGGUUAUAGACAACCUCGAAUCAAAGUUGAAACUUACUAAGUAUUUAUUAGAAAUAUAUAUACUGUGAUGAAUGUAUAGUUGGGAACGAGUGAAUGUACUGCGGCCAUGUCUGGCUGCGGCCAGGACGUGCGCGCGACAAGUACAUGUAGUUGUUGUACCAGCAGCCUACUAUAAGAAAUAAUAUUUUUAUAUUGUUUAAAUAAAGUACAUACUUAACUGUUGUUAAUUCAUACUUUUGUAUUUUAAAAUUAAUACCAUCUACAGUUAAACAUACGUCAUCAUGGUGCUAGAUUACAAAACAAAUUAGCAACCCCCUUCACUACCGAGGCUACACCAUUACAAGGCCUAAGGUGUAUCUUACACUGCAGUACUGGUUCAACAUUAGUUAUGGUAAUCAGCUUGAAUAACAGCUGCAACUCAACAAUAAUACGCAAACAAUAACAUGUCCGGCUGGGUUGUAUAUUCACAAACAAGUCCACCCGCGAUGUCUAUUGUGUGUUGACAGAAAGUCUCUUGUACCUGCAUGUUGAACAAACAUUUAUUGCUGCUUCUAUACUAACUCAUAACAUUACAACUCCAAAGACAAUUAUAACUAUUCUCAAAAUAAUAACACCGUAUUCAUCACAAUUUGGUUUUCAUAAUAUGUAAAGCAAAAGUCAGACAUAUUUGAAAACGUUGCCCCACACUAGGAGUAUCUCGUGCGUGAAACGUGGUUGCGUUUACAUAGAUAAACAAAAUCACAGACACAUCACACCCGGACCGGACAACAAUUUGUGGAUCGCAAAGAGUUGUUGUG
Messenger RNA from Spodoptera exigua (beet armyworm), 3182 nucleotides. The record is from the annotation of a GenBank genome assembly. Lineage: Eukaryota; Metazoa; Arthropoda; Insecta; Lepidoptera; Noctuidae.